Moesziomyces aphidis is the source of this 2952-nucleotide messenger RNA. Lineage: Eukaryota; Fungi; Basidiomycota; Ustilaginomycetes; Ustilaginales; Ustilaginaceae. The record is from the annotation of a GenBank genome assembly.
AUGAGCGAGGUAUCGCCCACGGUCACUCCGCCUUCGGGCAAGGAGGCCUCGCUCUCCGAGGCACACGAAGCGCAGAUGGACGUCUUCGUCGUCACAACAGCCUCCCACGGCGAGGUGAGAUACACGCGCCAGGAAGAACGAAAGCUCGUGCGCAAGAUCGACUUUGUCGUCGUGCCCAUCCUCCUCGUUCUCUACCUGCUCAGCUUCCUCGACAGGAGCAACAUCGGCAAUGCCAAGCUCGAUGGUCUCGUCAAGGACAUCAACCUGCGCGACUACUCGACCGCCCUAACGCUCUUCUUCGUCGGCUACGUCAUCGGCGAAGUUCCGGCGAACCUAGUGCUCAAGAAGACCUCGCCACCCGUCUGGCUGCCCACGCUCACCCUCGUAUGGGGCAUCAUUUCGGUGGUACAGGGCUUGGUGCACAACCAGGCCGGCCUGUUCGCCGUGCGCUUCUUCCUCGGCCUCAGCGAAAGCGGCCUCUUUCCGGGAUCGGUCUUUGUCUUUAGCAUGUUCUAUCCGAGACGUGAGCGCCACUACCGCGUAGCGCUGCUGCUAUCGGGCGCCGCUUUCUCGGGUGCCUUUGGCGGCAUCCUUGCCUACGGCAUCGGCUUCAUGCGCGGUGUCGGCGGCAAGGCAGGCUGGAGCUGGAUCCUCAUCCUUGAAGGCUUACUGACCAUCGUAGUGGCGCUGUUCGCCUACUGGCUCGUGCCACACUACCCGAUGAAGUCGCGCUCAUUUACCGAUCGCGAGAAGGCCAUCAUCGCGGCGAAGAUGCAGGCGGAUCGCGACUCGCUGGACGAGGAGACCUUCUCUUGGGAUGGCGUCAAGCAGGCAUUCACCGACCCGUACGUCUAUCUCUACGGCCUCCUCUUCCACGGCUUUGCCUUUGCCCUUUACACGAUCUCUCUCUUCAUGCCGACCAUCAUCGCGGACCUCGGAUACAAGGCCGCUGAUGCGCAGCUCCUCACCGUGCCGCCCUACUUUCUCGCGUUCAUCUUUACCAUGACGAUCGCGCACAUCUCGUUUGUCGUGAACCGACGACUCGUCUUCAUCAUCGGCUGCGCACUGCUUGCCAUCCUUGGAUAUAUCGUUCAGAUCACCUCGCCGACAGUGGCUGGACGCUAUGUGGCCAUCUUCAUCACCACGCCGGGUGUGUACGCAGGAAACGCACUGCUGCUUUCGCUUCCAUCGGAAAACGUCUCGGGCCAGACCAAACGAGCGACGGCGCUGGCCAUGCAGAUCAUGUUCGGCAACAUGGGAAGCAUCAUCGGUGUCCAGCUCUACCGCAAGCCGCUCGGCGGUCUCAGAAACGUCAACUACCACAUCAGCCACGGCCUCAGCAUCGUGUGGCUCGGCUUCGGCAUCGCCGCCGCUUCAACACUCUGGUUCAUCCUCAGCAGGGAGAACCGUCGCAGAGAUGCUCUCCAGGCGCAAAACAACGGCAAGGAUGCAGAGCAGAGCCAGGAAGAGCUUAAGCAUCUCGGCGACCGCAGGCUGGACUGGAGUCGACUCGGACACACGACCAUGUCAGACCUUCAGCGAUCGUUCCUCAAGGGCAAGCUGAGCCGACUCCCGCCAGUGCCACCUUUUCCAACCGGCGCCGACGAGGAGGAACGAGCCGAGGCUGAGUCGGGCGAUUCGUUCGGUGAUGCGGGUCCCAGCAUCGCGUCGGCAUCGAGCUCAGAUCUACACAGCAGGCGAAGAGCACAACGACGUGCUGAUGACUUUGCCCCCAGGACAGCCGAGGGAUACUUUGAGCAAGCGCUCGAGGUCGACGUUCCGCUUCGGAAAGGAUCCGGCUCCUUUCGAGUCUACUUUACCCCUCCCCGACCCAAGGCUGCAGAUGCACUGAAGCCAAAUGUCAAACCUUCCGCAGCUGCGUCAAUCGCCAGCAUCGAUAUUGACGUGCAGUCAUCUGCGCUGCCGAGACUGGACCGCAAGCUCGGGCUAUCCGGUGACGAGGACGACGAGGAUACGGUCGAUGCAACCUCGGCGUCAGCUGCAAGAAACCCCGGGACGCUAUUUGUUUUCCACCACGGCGCGGGCUUCAGCGCUCUCUCGUUUGCACUGACGGCAGCCGAGCUGAAGCGGCAGAGCGGAGGCGAAGUCGGGUUGCUGGCGUACGACUGUCGCGGUCACGGCCGGACCAAGCUGCACAAUGUUGAAGCAACUCCGCUCGACAUGUCGAUCGAUACUCUCUCGUCGGAUCUGACCUUGUUGCUCUCGACACUGUACCCGCGCGCGGACGAGAUGCCGUCGCUUGUUCUCGUCGGGCACUCCAUGGGCGGCUCUGUGGUAGUCUCUGCGGCGCAUGCGCUGGCUGCCAGUGGAUUCACCCGCAUCUCGGGCGUAGCUGUGCUCGACGUCGUCGAGGGCACUGCCAUGGACGCGCUCGAGGUGAUGCGCAGCGUCGUGCUCAGCCAUCCCUCUGGCUUCGCUUCGGUGCAGGAUGCGAUCCGCUGGCACGUCGACAGCAAGACGAUCGUCAAUGCCGAGAGCGCACGUGUCAGCGUCCCGCCCCUCGUCGAGCCCAACCCUCUUCAUUCCGCUUCAGCUCUCUCGACAGAGACGGACAACACGUACGAGCCGCAGGAAAUCCUUGACGAGGCAGACGAAACUGACAAGGCGAGCAGCACACACGCAUACAAGUGGAGAGCGGACCUGCUCUCCACUGAGCCGUACUGGCGCGGCUGGUUCGAAGGGCUCUCGUCGCGCUUCCUCAGCGUGCGAUCCGCACGCCUGCUCCUGCUCGCUGGAACCGAUCGGCUGGACCGCGAGUUGAUGAUCGGUCAGAUGCAGGGAAAGUACCAGCUCGAAGUGAUUGCCGACGUGGGUCACUCACUGCACGAAGACGCACCAGAUCGCACGGCUCGCAUCCUCUUUGAUUUCUGGCGCCGCAACGAGCGCAUCCAGCUUCCGCUCAAGCACAUCAAAAAGGUCGGAGAGUUGUGA